GACGCAGUAAAAGCGCCGUCUUGGUCUCAGCUGUCAGCAUGUUGAUGGUCAGGGGUUGCUCGGGGGGUAAAUCCUGGGGUUAUCUUCUGAGGGGGCUGGCUGUCCUGGGGGCCCCCAGGAGCCCACACAGGGGACUGAGAACCUCUCACUGUCUCAGCAAAAAGGAAGAUUUCUUCAAAGGGCUGGAUAGAGAGUUUGUUACGUUCCAUAAGAAGCUAAAGGAGAGUCUGCCCUCUAGUGACUGGAAUCCAUUUCCUACCACCUCGUCCAAUCUGCCCCCUGAACGAGCCGAUGUAGUCAUUGUUGGGGGAGGGGUGAUUGGUUGGUCUAUCGCUUAUUGGCUGAAACAGAAGGAGAACAGACGGGGGGCUCUGCGUGUGGUUGUGGUAGAACGAGAUCCAACGUACUCUCGUGCAUCCACUGUCCUGUCAGCAGGUGGAAUUCGUCAGCAAUUCUCCCGACCAGAGAACAUCCUUAUAUCGCUGUUUGGCGCCCAGUUUCUACGCAAUAUAAAUGAACACCUGGGAGUGGUGAAUGAGGAUCCAAUAGACAUUCAGUUCAAUCCGUCCGGCUAUCUUUUCUUGGCCAGUGAGGAAGGAGCUUCCAUACUGGAGGAAAACUAUAAGGUCCAGAGAGAGUGUGGAGCCCAAGUUGCCCUCCUGUCCGCAGAGCAGCUGAAGAAGAAGUUACCGUGGAUCAAUACAGAUGGCGUGGCAUUGGCUUCCUAUGGACUGGAAAACGAAGGCUGGUUUGAUCCGUGGUCUUUACUCAGUGCAUUCAAACGCAAAGCUCUCUCGAUGGGAGUGUAUCACAGCCACUCGGAGGUCAUUGGAUUCAAACAGAGUGUGCGUGAAAUGAUCACCGAAGACGGAGAGAGUGUUAAUUUUAAGAGAAUCAAACAUGUGAUUGUACAGGCACCAAACAGCCUGGAGACACAAUCCGUGGAGUGCGCCCUUGUGAUCAAUGCAGCCGGUGCGUGGUCUUCUAAAGUGGCAGAGAUGGCAGGGAUUGGUACCGGAGAUCCAGACUCGUUAGAAGGAUUGAAACUACCAGUUGAACCCCGGAAGAGGUACAUCUAUAUGUUCCAUUGCCCUAAUGGGCCAGGCCUGGACAGUCCACUGCUGAUUGACACCUCUGGGGCCUAUUACAGGAGAGAAGGACUGGGAGGUAACUACAUUGGUGGCAUGUCGCCUACUGAGGAGGAGGAGCCCGGUGCCAGUAACUUGGAAGUGGAUUAUGACUUUUUUCACGAUAAAGUAUGGCCAGCCUUGGCGCAGCGAGUUCCAGCCUUUGAAAAUCUAAAAGUGAAAUCAGCGUGGGCCGGAUAUUAUGAUUACAACACAUUUGACCAGAAUGGGGUGAUUGGCAUACACCCGCUAGUAAACAAUAUGUUCUUUGCCACCGGAUUCAGUGGCCACGGAUUGCAGCAGUCACCUGCCGUGGGCCGUGCAAUCGCUGAGCUUAUUAUAGACGGGCAGUUUAAAACCCUGGAUCUGACUGCAUUUUCUUUUAAGCGAUUUUGUUCUGGAGAACACAUCCUCGAGAGGAACAUAGUGUGAGGAACGCAUUCUGGAGAGGAACAGAAUGUAUGAACACUUUCAAAAUCAGCAAUCAGCACGCACAAUAGCUCUGUGAUACUCUUUAUCAAAGGAACCCAUCACAUGUUCCUAAAAAAUAUUCUAUUAUCUGGAUGAAAGUUAUUAGGGUCCAGAACCAUUUAUCUAAAAAUUCAUUAAAUUAUGAACCACAAAUUGCAAAUCUAAGGCAAAAAAAAAAUGUUAAAUUGGAAUUUGACCAAUUGUGCCAAGAUUUACCAGGAUAAUAUCGGCAGUUAUUGAUCAAACAUUCAUAAAUACAGAAUAUUCUUAUAUAUUUACAUAUUUUUCAGUUUAAGACGUUUUAAGAAUUUUUUUUUAGAAAAAAAAAAAUCAAGCAAUGCAAAAAACAACCAUUGUGUUUGUACCCUUAUUUUUUAUCAUUUCUUUUGUUUUGGUCAUAUGGCACUUUUGGAGUUACGGAAUUUGGAUGAUUCGCUCAUCGGCCAAAAUUCAGGUGAAUCACAAUUUGCCUGAAGCCAAAAGUCUUCACAAAAGUUUUAUUUUUCUUCCAUCAACCGUCUCUCUCUCCGUGCCACAGACAGAACUCCGAAUCCCACUGAAAAUGAGCAUGAUUGUCCAUCACGCUGUUCGUUUGCCUGGUAUACAUCCAUAUGGCACUUUGGAUAUACAGAAUUUAUAGAACAGAACAGCUGGUUGGUCUAAAUUCUGAUAAAUUGCAAUUUGACUGAAAUGGAAUGCACCAGUCCCCUAACAAUAUAAAAUCGCUACAUCCUCUUCUUAAAAUACAGCAUUGCUUCCGUUCAGAAUAUAAAGUCAGAUUUGUUGUUUUGUUUUUCCCAGAAUGAGAUCUAAUCAUUUAGAUUAGAAUACCUUUAUCAAGAUUACAAGAACAAAAUGGAUUUUAAACGGACGUCACCCCAAAGUAAAGAGCAGCUGUAUCAGCUAAGCUUAAAACCAAGCCAUAACUACCUCUUUCUGCAGUGAGCCUGGACCGGAGGAUUUAAGUGACUUUGUAAACCUUUGUCACAGAAGAUCUAUAUUUUUUUAAGUUUUAUAUUUUUUCUGGAAUUGUUUUUAUUUUUGUAUGGUUUAGGUUAGGCAGGGGAAGACCUGCUAAAUGCCACUCGAUGCUGCUAUGAAACUCCAUCUCCGCCCUCUGCGCAAUAGGAAAAUAACAAUGGAGUUUUGAACUCAUUUUAAUGUUUUGGUCAUUACCGUGACUUAGUCUUCAUGCAGCAGAAUGCCAAGUGCUUCCUCCUUUAGUUCAUGGCCAAAAACUGAGGACGGAAAAUGUGAUGUUAAAUAGAAAUCUAUGACUUACGGCGAGUCUGAAUUAAAGUGAAUGGAGGAGUCUGCGAUCCCAAACUGUCUUGUCUUGUACCAAAGUGCUGGAUAAGAAAAUAAAUGCUUUAACUGCAAAGAUCCGUCAUUUAUCCCUACGAGAUUAGGGACAAACUAUUCCAAGGGUUAUUUUUUUUUUUUUAAUCAAUUGACUUAGUGAAUGUUCUAUUGAAAAUUUAUAAUAAUUCAAACAUUGAUUGUAAUACGUUACAUUUUAUGUAAUACUUUGCUUUGAAUGUAUUAAUUUCACAAUAAAAAUACCCGCACGCUU
Molecule: messenger RNA, 3171 nt
Organism: Pelobates fuscus (common spadefoot toad)
Lineage: Eukaryota; Metazoa; Chordata; Amphibia; Anura; Pelobatidae
Gene: FOXRED1
Product: FAD dependent oxidoreductase domain containing 1
Exons: 11
Coding region: 39-1559 (506 amino acids)
Biological process (GO): mitochondrial respiratory chain complex I assembly
Cellular component (GO): cytoplasm
Molecular function (GO): oxidoreductase activity
Source: RefSeq, a predicted model, not a curated record